UGCUAAUGUCAUUGCGACGUUAAUUUAAUAAUUUGACUUUAUUAUACAAAAUAUUCGAAUAUUUUGACCAAGUUGAAAUUUAGUGUUGAUUAAAAAGCUGAAGUUUGUGUAGUCAACGGACAAAGAAUGGAGAAGCUAAGGGAGAGCGAAGUGCGCGAGUUCUUUGUGGGUGACUACAAGGUGCUGGGACAGUUUGACAGCGGUUCCUUUGGGGACAUCUAUCUGGGUAAAUCUCUGUACACGGGCGAGAAGGUUGCCAUCAAGGUGGAAAAGACAGGAACACCGCAUCCGCAGCUAGCCUAUGAGUAUCGUGUCUAUCGGGCCAUACGUCCAGCGUUGGGAUUACCAAAGAUCCAUUACUUUUCCGAAGAGGAUGAUUACUGUGCCAUGGUCAUGGAGUUGCUGGGACCCUCGUUGGAUUACCUCUUUGAGUUUUGCAGUCGAUGCUUCACCAUUAAGACGGUGCUCCUGCUGGCGGAUGAGAUGCUGCUGCGCUUGGAGCAGGUGCACGGUCGGGGAUUUGUGCAUCGGGACAUUAAGCCGGAUAAUUUCCUCAUUGGACGCGACAUCACAUGUAAAAGACUACAUCUGAUUGAUUUUGGAUUGUCAAAGAAGUAUUGGGAUCCCAAUACCUUGGUGCAUAUACCCUAUCGAGAGGGUUGCAGUCUGACGGGGACAGCACGCUUCACCUCGAUCUCCUCGCACGAAGGUGUCGAGCAAUCGCGUCGGGAUGAUCUAAUUUCUGUGGGGUAUGUCCUCAUCUACUUUCUUCGCGGUAAUCUGCCCUGGCAGGGCAUCAAGGCCUCCACCAAGCAGCAAAAAUACGAGCGCAUUCAUGAGAUGAAGCGUUCCAUUAGCAAUGAGAAACUCUGUCAGGGAUUUCCCAGCGAGUUUCCCAUGUACCUCAACUAUUGUCACCAGCUCGGCUUCGAUGAGGAUCCAGAUUACAACAAGCUUCGUAAGAUGUUCCGACAAUUGCGCAUGAAGUUGUAUGUGAUUAAUAACCAGAUCUUUGACUGGGAAAUGCUCACCAUCGAUUUUCAUCGCAAUCAAUCAAAUCCGGGCAUCGGUAUGAGAGUUCCACCCGUAAAACGCAAGCCGGACCAAGGAUCCAGCGGUUUUCCCAUCAUUCGUAAUGAGAAGUGCAACCGCUGGGACUAACGAACUGGUUCCGAAGAACUUGCGGUACUAGCGUGUGUUCAACUCUCGAGUAAUUCGGAUAAAAUAAUAGCUAAAUUAGCUCAAUAUUGUACGAUUUAAAGAUGGGAUCUAAUGAUUCCAAAGUUGGUUUGGAACUAGCGUAAAUAAAAUUAUUAAUUAAUUAGAA
Messenger RNA from Drosophila innubila, 1327 nucleotides. RefSeq names its product casein kinase I. Gene Ontology annotation, molecular function: ATP binding; protein serine/threonine kinase activity. Gene Ontology annotation, biological process: peptidyl-serine phosphorylation; endocytosis; signal transduction. The transcript has a single exon. Lineage: Eukaryota; Metazoa; Arthropoda; Insecta; Diptera; Drosophilidae. The coding region runs from base 127 to 1161 and encodes 344 amino acids. The record is from RefSeq and is a predicted model, not a curated record. Gene Ontology annotation, cellular component: nucleus; cytoplasm.